GAAAAAAUGCCGUUGAGCCGCCUCUGCUUCGUUUUACCGGCAGACUCCAACGAAAUCGAACUGGUUAAGCACGAUAACAAUCAUGUCCAAGCCCAAACACCACCACCACCACCACCACCACCACCAAAAGACUCGUUUCUUAACACCGUUCGGCGAUUGCUCCACCGGUUCUUGGACUCCAAAUGGACCGGUUGCUGCCACUACAACUCUCCAACAAAACACUACUCCGGUUUAUUCCACGACACGGCUGGAGUAGAACUAUGGGAUAAGGAAGUUGGCAGCAACAACAACCCGAGGAUUUUCAGCUACGCUGAGCUUUACAUAGGAUCGAAAGGAUUCAGCGAGGAUGAAGUUCUUGGGAGUGGCGGGUUUGGAAAGGUGUACAGAGCAAUUCUACCGAGUGACGGAACGGCGGUGGCCGUCAAGUGCUUGGCGGAGAGAGGAGAGCGGUUUGAGAAGACUUUCGCGGCAGAGCUGGUGGCGGUUGCACAUCUCCGCCACCGGAACCUCGUCCGACUCCGUGGGUGGUGCGUUCACGAGGACCAGUUGCUCCUCGUUUACGACUACAUGCCAAAUCGCAGCCUGGACCGGAUACUUUUCCGGCGGCUGGAAAAUACAGGGUCGCCGCCGGCUGUUCUGAAUUGGGACCACAGGAAAAAGAUUGUUGCUGGUUUGGCGGCGGCGCUUUUUUAUCUCCACGAACAGUUGGAGACUCAGAUCAUACACAGAGAUGUGAAAACAAGCAAUGUCAUGCUUGAUUCCCAUUACAAUGCUAGGCUAGGUGACUUUGGCUUGGCGAGGUGGCUAGAACAUGAGCUUGAGUACCAAAUCAAAACACCUUCAAUGCAAAAAAACCAUCAGUUCCGGUUGUCUGAAACAACCAGAAUCGGUGGCACGAUCGGGUACUUGCCACCAGAGAGCUUUCAGAAACGCGGGGGCAUUGCCACCGCCAAGUCUGAUGUUUUCAGCUUCGGUGUUGUGGUGUUGGAGGUGGUUUCCGGCAGGAGAGCCGUGGAUCUCACUUACCCGGAUGAUCGGAUCAUUUUGCUCGAUUGGACCCGAAGGCUUUCGGAUGAGGGAAAGGUAUUACAAGCAGGGGAUAAUCGGCUUUCAGACGGGUCUUACCGCCUUUCUGAAAUGGAACGGUUGAUUCAUAUCGGUCUUUUAUGCACUCUUCACCACCCGCAAAAUAGGCCUAAUAUGAAAUGGGUUAUGGAAGCACUUUGUGGCAACCUACAUGGAAGAUUGCCUGAUCUUCCAUCAUUUCAAUCCCACCCUCUAUACAUCAAUAUCUCCUCCUCCUCUUCCAACACUAGCAAUAGCAAAACAACCACCACAAGGUCCACAGCCACCACCACAGCAGCAUCAGAUUCAUCAAAUUUUAUCACGGCCACCGGAGAAACCAUAUACGCUACUGCUGAAAACGGAAGCAGCAGUGACACAAAUGCUUCUAACAAAAGCUCCAGCCGCAAAAACAUUUUUCCCAUGGUGGAAACACCAAGAGAAAUCUCCUACAAGGAAAUCAUUUCUGCAACGAACAAUUUCUCAGAUUCUCAAAGGGUGGCGGAAUUGGAUUUCGGAACCGCUUACCAAGGAUUUCUUGACAACAAACACCGUAUCCUGGUAAAGAGGCUGGGAAUGAAGACCUGUCCUGCAUUGAGGGAACGGUUCUCAAACGAGCUCCGAAACCUGGGGAGGCUCCGCCACCGGAACCUGGUGCAACUGCGCGGGUGGUGCACAGAGCAAGGUGAGAUGCUGGUUGUAUAUGAUUACUCUGCCAAUCGCCUUCUCAGUAACCUUCUCUUCCACCACCACGGUUAUCAUAACAACGUACGUUCAGUCCUAAAAUGGCGUCACAGAUACAACAUACUCAAAUCCCUCGCUCUAGCAAUUCGGUAUCUACACGAGGAAUGGGAAGAACAAGUUAUUCACAGAAACAUUACCUCUUCAGCGGUCAUUCUCGAUUCGGACAUGAACCCCAGGCUCAGUUCAUUUGCUCUAGCCGAAUUCUUGACGCGAAACGAAGACGGUCACCACGUAGUCAUUGACAAAAAUAAAUCGGUCCGUGGGAUAUUCGGGUACAUGUCGCCAGAGUACAUGGAAUCCGGUGAUGCAACCCUAAUGGCGGAUGUUUACAGCUUCGGAGUGGUGGUGCUCGAGGUGGUUAGUGGAGAAAUGGCAGUGGACUUCAGACGGCCAGAGGUGCUAUUGGUGAAGAGAGUGCAUGAAUUUGAGGUGCGGAAAAGGGGUUAUGAGGAAAUGGCAGAUUGGAGGUUGAACGGAGAGUAUGAUGAAAAGGAAUUGGUUAGGUUGAUAAAUUUGGGAAUCGCGUGCACAAGGUCUAAUCCGGAGUCUAGACCGAGUACGAGGCAGAUUGUACAAAUACUCGAUGGUCAUGACCGAUGUUUUAUGGAAGAAGGUCGGAAGAAGGAGAGAAGGGAAGAAUGGAGACAGAGGAACGCUUCUUCUUUGUCUCUGAUCAGGGGAAUUCAAGCUCUAGGAAUACAAUGAAGAUCACUAGAGAAUAGUAUAACAUAGACACAUAAUAGAGAAUGUAUAUUAGGUUUUGUCUUAUUGUGGAGAUUUCAAAGGAUGUUGUUUUCAGUUCCUUAUUUUUACUUUUCUCAAUUUAUGUUGUUUAGUUUUGUCUUUUAGA
This is a messenger RNA of Rhododendron vialii, 2656 nucleotides long. RefSeq names its product receptor like protein kinase S.2. Gene Ontology annotation, molecular function: protein kinase activity; ATP binding. Gene Ontology annotation, biological process: protein phosphorylation. Gene Ontology annotation, cellular component: plasma membrane. The record is from RefSeq and is a predicted model, not a curated record. Bases 7 to 2511 code for a protein of 834 amino acids. NCBI's taxonomy places the organism in Eukaryota, Viridiplantae, Streptophyta, Magnoliopsida, Ericales, Ericaceae. The transcript has a single exon.